GCCUCACAGAUGUCUAUAGAUUUCCUGCUUCAGCAGCAUAGCCGGAUGUAUGGGCAGUACACAUACACUACAGUGUAUCGUUUUGCAAUUAUUGUUCAUCACCUAAUGAGAUGACCAAGAUAAAAACAAUCGUGCCCAAGGGGGACGAGGAAGGAAGAAUUGGGUAGGAUAGACUUGUCAAAGAUUUCUGGCUUAAAAGAGGCUCAUUCAGCUAAUAGUUUUGUGAUUGUUCAGUGGGGUGAAAAAGACUGACUGAUAUUUAAAUCCCUCCAUCUGUGAAAUCAGGUUACAGGUUUAUCUAGAACUUACAGUAGUUCUGCGAAGUAGUUCGCCAAAAAGGUUAUAAGAAUGGCGAAUGAGUUCAGACUGAUUUGAACAUUGACCAUUAUUGGAAGUUGGAAGCUUUGAUGUAGCCUACCUCCAUUGUAAAACGGCUGAGUGAAGGUGUUGUAAUUGAAUUGGUUUCUUUUCAAAUAGUGGAAGGGUGGUCUAGGUUGUGACUGUAUCAUGGGCAGUAACACUUCUUGUCAGUAGCUGGCUGACUCAAUGAUGCAGGAGUUGCCAGGAACCUCCGAUAGUAACAGGGACCUCAGCUUCCUGGAGGCCGUCCUGCAGAAAAAAGACGUGGACCUCAGUUUACAGAAGAGCGAGGCAGGCUCGCGGGUCUCUGUUCUUCGGCAGAACGGCAACGUGAGCCGCCCAUCGAGCCUCUCCAAGAGAGGCAGCAUCAACCUGUCGCGACAGAGCCUGGACUCGUCCAAAGAUUCGCUGGUCUAUCGCUGUGAGAGCAGCCCAGUGUCGAGACUCCUGGUCAGUCUGGGUCACUUGUCCCUGGUUGCCCUCAUCCUGGCCGUGCUGGCAGUACAGCUACUACUCUCCAUAGCACAGGUAAACUACGCCCCCAGUCAUGAUACUCUUGUCAACAACUCCUUUGUGUUCGAGGAUGUGCUGGAAGUGGGUGUUGCCAUGACAACUCUUGUGGUGGUCCUCAACCUGUGCUGCCUCAUUGUCUGCACAAUGCAGGUUUUCUUUGUGGCCAAAAUUCUCAGUCUGCCUCAGGGUGAAGAAAGGGCCAAGAAGUAUUUGGCUGAAUGCUCCAGCAGCCGCCUUAUGGCCGUCAUGGGGUUCUUUGUUUCUGUUCCAGCAUUCUUUAUCAGUUUGAUACUGUUCACACUCCUGAAGUUCCGAUCAACCCCUGCGAUUGUGUCCACAGGCGUACUGGCCGUGGGCAUCCUAAUGUGUCUGUUAACCAUGAUGCAGAAUACAUACCACUGGCGUGUGGAGAAAGAGAGGGCGGAUGAUGGGUUCCCAGCCUACGACCCGCCACCCAGUUCCAUGUACAAAUCUGCCCCACUAGAAUUAGGCCCUACAAAGAGUGAGCUGUCCACACUUGUCUGACUGUUAAGGGCAAAGAGUUUUAGCAAGGACAUUCAUGUGUUUAGUAAUUGUGGAUCACAGACAAUCAGUUUAGUAAUGCUGCAGCAUGGACUGUCAUGUGUUUAGGAAUGCCGCAGCAUGGGCUAUCACCUGUUAAGUAAUGCUGCAGCAUGGACUAUCACGUGUUUAAUAAUGCCUCAGCAGGGACUAACACAUAUUUAGUAAUGCUGCAGCAGGGACUAUCACAUUUGUAGUAAAGCCACAUGGACAAUCACGUGUUUAGUAAUGCCUCAGCAGGGACUAUCACAUGUUAGGAAUAUUGCAG
Molecule: messenger RNA, 1702 nt
Organism: Liolophura sinensis
Lineage: Eukaryota; Metazoa; Mollusca; Polyplacophora; Chitonida; Chitonidae
Exons: 4
Coding region: 547-1398 (283 amino acids)
Source: RefSeq, a predicted model, not a curated record